UGACAACUUGCAGCUUUUAUUCAACAUCCGUGUGCCCCUUGUCACAGUAUAACAUUUUCCUUCUAAUUAGUGAAAAAAAUCGGAACUUUUACUUAGAACUGCAAAAUUCCAGCACCAUGAAGCCAGGAGAGGAAGCAGAAGAAAUGUCUGGAGUCACAGUCAAUCGUUUUGCUGAAGCUCAACUGUGAAGAAUCUGCAAAGACGUCAAGUGUGCAUUGCUCGUUUGGACAAGCCUCAGAACUGGGGAGUCAACUGUGCCGAAGCUCGCUAUGUUAUUCUUAUCCUCGCCCCACCUCGAACGAAAAGCACCAAAACAGCUAUUGAACUUGGCCGAACAUUUGCCACAAUGUUCUCUGACAUUUCCUUCAGAGAGAAGCUUUUAGAUCCAAGGACCCAGGACGAGUUCAAGCAAGAGCUUGUGAGCCAACGACGCCAGCUCUCUGAAGUCAAUGCAAAUACCAUUGUGGAAGAGGUGGAAGAGUCUGAUCCACGGAGAGGAAAACCGCUUGAGUGCAGAGACUUCUUCAAAGCUGGCAGAGGCGUAUAUAAUGACCUCCGCCGCAGACUGCCCUUAUACCCCUCAGACUUCACAGAUGGCAUAACUGGGAAGGACCGUUGUCUAGUGAAGUACAUCACCACGGCAAUUUUCCUCUACAUUGCCAUUCUGCUGCCUGCUAUUGCCUUUGGCUCACUGAACGAUGAAAGCACCAGAGGAGAAAUAGAUGUUCAGAAAACUAUUGUUGGCCAAAGCAUUGGAGGAGUAAUCUAUUCCCUGUUUGCUGGUUCACCACUCGUCAUCCCUCUGACCACCGCACCAUUGGCUAUCUUCAUAAGCAUUAUCAGAGGGAUCUGCGAUGACUACAAUCUUGACUUUGAGGCUUUUUAUGCCUGCAUUGGUUUAUGGAACUGUUUCUUUCUCGUCCUUGGAGGUUUAUUUAAUGUCAGCCUGUUGAUGAAACUCUUCAAACGCUCCACAGAAGAAGUCAUUGCCUUGUUCAUCUCCAUAGCGUUUGUUGGAGAUGCAAUUAAAGGCACCAUCAAAAUUUUUGAUCACUACUUCCAUGGGCCCAUACUGGCAACCACAAACAGCUCUGCAGUCCUGCAGCAGAUUAAUGAGAUUCUGGAGAAGGCUAAUAACCAGACGCCACAUCUCACGGAGCAUCAUAAAGGGGACAUGUCACAAUUCGAACAAGCCGAAACUCAAGUGUUGGUCUUUCUGCCGGAAACGUUGGUCAUCUGCACUAGAGAAAGGCCAAUUCUCUGUCUGCUGCUCAUGCUGGGGACUCUGUGGCUGGGUUAUGCCCUCUACCUAAUGAAGAGGAGCCCAUACUUGAAUGACAAAAUCAGAGAGGUGGUGUCUGACUGUGCUUUACCCAUCUCUGUGAUGAUAUUCUCCUUCAUUGGCUCUUACCUGUUCAUUGACAUACAGCUCCCUGUAUUUAACGUCCAUGAUGGUCCGGUCUUCAAGUACCCUGAGUUUGAAAAGCUGUCGGGAAUGGCUGUGCUGAGUGCGGUCGGGCUUGGUUUUCUCCUUGCACUGCUGAUCUUUAUCGACCAGAACAUUGUCAUUUCACUCACUCAUGUCCCAGAACACAAGUUGCUAAAAGGCACAACGUUCCACUGGGACUUAGUGCUGACUGGCUUCAUCAACAUCCUCAUGUCCUGUCUGGGGUUGCCAUGGAUGCACGCUGCCUUCCCACAUUCCUCCCUGCAUGCCCGUCAGCUCGCCAAAGUGGAACACCACUUAGAGAAUGGACAUCUCCACUCAACCAUUGUCAGCGUAAAGGAGACUCGCGUAACCUCUCUGGUGGCAAAUAUCCUGAUCGGCCUGUCUGCGUUCAUGCUGCCCAUUCCGCUGCAGUGGAUCCCAAAGCCUGUCCUGUACGGCCUCUUCCUGUAUGUGGCGGCCACUUCGCUUGAUGGAAACCAGAUGGUUGACCGCAUGACCCUGUUGCUGAAGGAACAGACUUCAUAUCCGCCCACCCAUUACAUCCGCCGUGUGCCACAGAGGAAAGUGCACUACUUCACUGCGCUGCAGAUGCUCCAGCUCAUCAUUCUGUGUGCUUUUGGCAUGUACCCCCUGCCCUACAUGAAGAUGGUCUUUCCCCUUCUGAUGAUCCUGCUGGUCCCUGUCAGAACUGGUCUGCUCCCUAGACUGAUCGAUGCCAAAUACCUGGACAUCAUGGACUCCCAGUACAUAUAAAAGGACUAAAGAUGUUAAAGGGAAGGGAAUAGAAACACAUUAUUAAUGCAAUGUUUUUGGACUACAAGAUUUUACUAAAAGCACAUUCUGAUGACUGCAAAAAUAUGCUUCUUCAUUUAUCCUUAUGGAUUCAUACCUGUAACUGGAUUUUUUUUUUAAUUACUACAGUCCUGCAUCUUUUUUAUUAACACCGGUAGUUUGAGAUCACAUAAACAUGCAGAUGAGUCUGACUCAGGCUGUCCAACAGGCAGACAGCUGUCUGUGUCACUAAAAGUUUAGUGUACAGGCAUAAAACGAACAACAUAAAACAACAUGGUUGAAAUAAAGAUGGUCCACCAAA
Molecule: messenger RNA, 2543 nt
Organism: Oryzias latipes (Japanese medaka)
Lineage: Eukaryota; Metazoa; Chordata; Actinopteri; Beloniformes; Adrianichthyidae
Source: RefSeq, a predicted model, not a curated record